Penicillium digitatum Pd1 is the source of this 1278-nucleotide messenger RNA. The record is from RefSeq and is a predicted model, not a curated record. NCBI's taxonomy places the organism in Eukaryota, Fungi, Ascomycota, Eurotiomycetes, Eurotiales, Aspergillaceae.
AUGCUGAACAACGUUAACCCCAACACAGGAGCGGCAUUUUGGUUGAAAUAUGCCGUAGUCACACCGAACCAGCUCACAGCAGCAGCGCUGGUAGUCUCGUAUUGGGUCGGUGCUGAGCGAGUCAAUCCUGGCAUCUGGAUUACGGUUUUCCUUUCGAUCAUUGUGAUACUCAACUUCCUCAAUCACCGCCUCCCGAGCAGAAUUGAGUUCUACGUCUCUUCAUUCAAGCUGGUCGUCAUGCUUGGACUCAUGAUCCUUUCCACCGUCAUUGCUCUAGGAGGAGGACCGGAUCAAGACAUGAAAGGUUUUCGAUAUUGGUCGUACCCCGGUGCUUUCGGCGCCAAACCUCAUCACGACAACGCGUUGCUAGAGAAGUUCUACAUAACCUGCUCGACAAUGUCAUCGGCUACGUUUGCAUACAUCGGAAGCGAGCGAUCUGGCAUGACUCCCUUCCCGAAUGUUCGAAAGGCUACCUCAAGGGCUAUCCAGAAUACCUUUUAUCGAAUCAUGGUUUUCCAUCUUCUAGCAAUUACCCUUCUUGGGAUGAUUGUCCCUCAGGACUCGGCCACCAUGGUAUUUUCUAGCGAUUCGUCCCAUGAGGCUGCCGCAUCGGCAUUUGUUGCAGCUCUGUAUCUGGCAGGCAUCUCCGUGUUGCCGGACUUGUUGAAUGCAUGCAUCCUGUUGUUCGUUUUGUCGAUCGCAGACUACGAUCUCUAUCUAGCAACCAAGGCAAUGUGCGAUCUUGCAGUGAAGCACCGUGCCCCUGCAUUCCUAUCACGCACUACUCGGAGAGGCGUCCCGAUCUACGCGUUGGCUGUGUGCUCGUCCAUUGCAACAUUGGCAUAUCUCAACGUCCGCCAAGAUUCGACUGUUGUUUUUGGAUACUUCGUGGACAUGGUCACAAUGCUCGGGCUGCUCACAUGGAUUUCCAUUCUGAUCACUCACAUAUCUUUUGUGCGAGCACGAAAGGCUCAAGGCAUUCCCGACAAAGCUCUAGCUUUUAGAGCUCGAUUCGGUCUGCCUGGGACGUGUUUAGCUCUCAUUCUCUGCUUGUUCAUCUCUGUCGCCAUUGUUUUUGACUCCUUUAGCUUCGAUUCGGGCGUCCGGACAUUCGACGUCAAAUCCUUCAUUGCCUCGUACAUCAGCAUUCCUGUCUACAUCAUCUUGAUGGUUGGCUACAAGCUCGCUGUCCACAGUAAACGUGUUGACCCCAAGGAGGCUGAUCUAUGGACCGAUAAAAUUGAGCUGGACAGCGAGAGAAGGGAAGGCCAUCGCUGA